This is a messenger RNA of Dinoponera quadriceps, 2475 nucleotides long. RefSeq names its product lipid storage droplets surface-binding protein 2-like. Gene Ontology annotation, cellular component: cytosol; lipid droplet. The record is from RefSeq and is a predicted model, not a curated record. Bases 386 to 1210 code for a protein of 274 amino acids. Gene Ontology annotation, biological process: lipid storage; positive regulation of triglyceride storage. The transcript has 4 exons. NCBI's taxonomy places the organism in Eukaryota, Metazoa, Arthropoda, Insecta, Hymenoptera, Formicidae.
AAAAAAAAAAAUUUCUCAGUGUCCGCACGCACGGAACAAUUCGUCUUAAUCGUCCUUCACGUAGCAAUUUUUAUAUGCGGCCAGACCCUUUUUUUCAAGGUCUGACCAUGAAAACUACCAUGUACGUGAAUCUGACCAUGUAGACAGCCAAGGAACUACGGACAUCGCACUUCGCUCAGUCGUCAUUGGCUCGUUUGAACCACGUUCACUGCGCAAGCGAUUCGUCACAUUAUAAGUGUUCAUCGAGCGUGACUGGAGGCGGCAUUCGUGCGGACGCACCAGACACACUGAAGAACCAUCGUCAGCAACGGCUAAUCGACGAAGAAGCAACCGCUCGAGCUCAUACAAAUUUUCGAAAUACUGUGAGACAAUUUUACGGUAAAAUAUGGCGACCGCAACAACGCAAGUUCCUCAUUUGGUGGCCCUGGACCGAGUGAUGGGAUUACCCAUGGUCGAGUUGGCGCUCACAAAAUCCGCAGAAACUUAUUCCAGAGUAAAGAACUUUCACCGACUAAUGUACGGGGCGUUCACUACUAUCGAGAUGUCUUUGAAUACCGCAACGAAGCUGGCGAAGCCCAUCGCCAUGCCGAUCGCGACAAGACUUGGAAACCAAAUACAUUUCGUCGACGACAAGCUGUGUCGCGGUCUCGAUAAAAUCGAGGAAAAGGUGCCGCUGGUGAAGGAAAAGCCUGAGCAGAUUGUUCAAGAUACGUACAUACUUGCUUUUCAAACCAUUUCACCCGCGAUAAUGGGCGUUUCAUAUAUAAAUCACAUGAUUCUCGAGCAAGCGGAGAUUUUACGAGACGUCACCUGGAAGAAAACCAACCAAAUACUCGAUACGUACUAUGGUAACACGGCGGUAAAAGGCAUAGUCAGCACGGGUGUUCUCAUUGAUAAUCUCCUUGACGAUUAUUUCCCACCAAUAGACGGGGAAGAAAUGAUAGAUUUAAAAACAGCCGAGGAGGAUAAGCUGUUGCGUGUUUUGCAAACGAUCGGUUGCCUGACCACUAAAGCAACAAAACGCAUAUAUUCAUACGUGAUACAUCAUUUCGGCGUCGUCAAGAAGGAUUACUUGGUGCCUUACGUCAACCAAUUAGUCGAGUUUCUCUGUCUCACACGGAGUCUUCACGAGGCUAACGAGAAACAUAUCGAGAAAUGUAAGUCCGAAGAAGAGAAAGAUUUGACAAACGGAAAGGAAAAGACGAACUGAAAACACAAGUUUUUUUCUUGCAAAUUUUCCCGAUGCAUAGUUUUUAUUUAUUUUGAAUGUUCACAUGCGUUAAACGCAUUUCUCAAUUAUAAUUGCAUAGCAUACCGCUAGAAGUCAAAUUAACGCGAUUUCGCGCGAUACUUGCAGAUUCUUCGCGGCUGCGAAGGAAAUUGAGCUGUGAAAAGCACGCGCAACCUUUGAAAUUUCACGUUAUUAAUAGCAAUGCGACAUUGACAUUAUUGAAAUCAAAGCUACCGCAAGCCGUUGUACAAAUUGAACACCGCAUAUGGGCGCCGUGUGCGAAGGGAGUUGCUCCUUUAGUUACAAAAUUUACAGAAGUGAAAAAUAUGAGAAUCAUCGCAUAUUAGAAAUAUGUAAAAUAUUACAUGUCGUAACACACUCAGUAUUCAAUGGGAUUCGAUCUUCCACUUUUCACUAAACUGCCGAUCUUUCACGAACGUUCUAAUUUCAUCCCGAGAUGUCUCGUACGCUAGCGGUAGCUUUAGUUGAAAUUAUAUUAUUGUUGUCUGUGUUGGUAUUCAUUAUUACGUGCUAAUUUAGCCGAGAUACUGGAAAAUUAUAAAGAUUAUAAAUGAGUCUUCAUAUCUUAUGAUCGUAAAUUAGAACGGAUUAGAUAUUAACACAGAUUACGAUAGAACUGCGAUUAGAUAAAACUUCGAGCGGUAGAAGAAAACAUUUUCUUCUCUUUUCUAUAGAGCAGGAAUGUCGAAAAUAUAUCGUAGGAAUAUUCUAUCUUUAAGACGCCCCUAUAAUAUAUAUUUUGGACAUUCCUGCUAUAUUCUUUGCUUUCUUUCUUGGAGGAUACAGCCGAACGUAGAAACGAAAUUUAGGUAUCGCGAAACCUGUAAUUUCCAAAAUAAUACUCAAUAGUAAUGCACGUUCUUUUUCUUUACGUCAAUACACAUAUAUUACAGCAGUGUAGUACCUAAGAAUUAUUGUAAAUAUAUAUAUUCGGACCUUCAUGUAGAAUUUCCCGAUUGGAAAUACGUCUGAUUCACUGUGUAAAUUUGUGCUCUGAUUAUUAUUGCGUGCAGCAUAUAUAUAUCCAUUAUAGUCUCGAAUGCAAUAAUAGCACUCAGUGAGCAAGUACGUCCUCUUUCAUAAAUGCAAGUGUAUAUUUAUACAUUUGUAAUAUACAUCCUUAUACAUAAAUAUACGAAACCUAUUGUGUCUGGUUAAAAGUUACGUUUAUAUAUUUUGUACUUGAUGAGCAUAUCAGCCUAAUAAAUAUAAAACUGCAAUAA